AAGUCAUUUUAAUCGACAUCGGUACUCGUGUACUUUGCAUUUAUAUUGCAUACACGUGUGCGUAAUCAGAAGGCGAUGCAUAGCCACUUAUGUGAUAUAUUAGAGUAUCAGGAAAGCUGCGAUUCGAAAGACACGAAAUUGCCAAGGACAGAUAAGAAUGGAUCGACUAGUUUCGUCACCGUUGAUACUUUUGCGCGUGUCGAAUAUAAGUCUCGUCUCAGCCAUUUGCCAGUAUGCGCGUGUUUACGUGGUAGUGAAUCAUUUCCAAAUGUGUCAACCUUACGGGACUUCACGUUGUUUCAUAAAAAUCCGCGGUACAGCGAGUUUUCUCGCGUCGCGUUCAAACAAGCCGCGGUAACAUUAUCUUAAGAUUUCGCCCGGUUAUCAAACAAAGAUUUGUUCUGAGGAAGUGUUCGCGAUAUUUCUCGGUGAUAAGUAUUGCUUCCGAAAUCGAAGACAGCCAGAAAAAUGCGCAUUAUCUUUGUCAAAUUUCGGGAAGUGUCACAAAAAUAUCCCAUUGUAAGAGGAAUGGCAUCUUAUACCCUAAUAUGGCCAACUGGAUGUUUGGUACAGCAAAAACUAGUUGGAAAAGAUGAAUUAAAUUACGGGCAGGCAUUGAGAUUUAGUUUGUAUGGUGGGUUUUUUGUAGCCCCAACACUUUAUUGUUGGUUAAGAUGCUCUUCGUACUUUUGGCCGAAGUCAGAUCUGAAGUCUGCUCUCACCAAAGCCCUAAUAGAACAAGUAACUUAUAGCCCUGCCGCAAUGUGCUGCUUCUUUUUUGGCAUGAACAUGCUCGAAAUGAAACCAAUUACCGAAUGCUUUGAAGAAGUUAAACAAAAAUUCUGGCCUACUUAUAAAGUCGGUGUUUGUGUCUGGCCUGUCUUGCAAACAGUCAACUUCAUCUUUGUCCCAGAACAUAACAGAGUAGUCUACGUAAGUUUUUGCAGCUUUAUGUGGACAUCUUUCCUUGCCUACAUGAAAUCUAGAGAAACUAGGAAUAAGCUAAAAGAUCCAACGAAAGACAAUAAUCCAAAACAUAAAAGUCAUUUUGAAAAUAAUGUAAAUAUCGAAUCUGCUAAUCAAGUAGAGGAUAAAAAUAAAAAGGCAUCUAUUAUACGAUGAAGUUUGUAUAAAAAUUAUUUUAGUUCAAUUGAUUAAUUUAUAUGAAUAUAUAUAGAGUAAUAUAUAUCACAACAAGGAUAAUUACAAUGCCUGUUGUAUACAGUACAAAAUAAAUUGAAAAAAUGUAUAUGUAUAUAUUAUGCGUAGAUGUGGAUUAGAUAAUAGUAUUAAAAUAGGUGCAAUAUAAAAUUGACGACUGUUCAAGACCAUGAAAGUGUAUUAAAAAGUUUGUUGUUAAAUUU
This is a messenger RNA of Ceratina calcarata, 1364 nucleotides long. Its product is annotated as mpv17-like protein. The coding region runs from base 469 to 1122 and encodes 217 amino acids. The transcript is spliced from 5 exons. Gene Ontology annotation, cellular component: membrane; cytoplasm; mitochondrion. The record is from RefSeq and is a predicted model, not a curated record. NCBI's taxonomy places the organism in Eukaryota, Metazoa, Arthropoda, Insecta, Hymenoptera, Apidae.